Molecule: messenger RNA, 510 nt
Organism: Brassica napus (rape)
Lineage: Eukaryota; Viridiplantae; Streptophyta; Magnoliopsida; Brassicales; Brassicaceae
Exons: 1
Coding region: 1-510 (169 amino acids)
Source: RefSeq, a predicted model, not a curated record
AUGAGGAACAGUGAGAUGAGACCUCCUGGAUCAACUCCAUUACCUGAAGCCAAUAAGGCUGUAGAGGAAAAGAAACAACCCACCAAAGAAAGUAACCACGUCCAUCAUGAUAAACCACACGACUAUGGAAAUGGCUAUGGUAGAGGAGGCCGUGGUGGAUGGAGAGGACGUGGUGGGCGUGGCAAUUAUAGCUCACACGGCCGUGGGAAAGGGAACCACUAUAACCGUGGUAGUGGUCCCAAUGGUCCCAGCUAUGGCCGUGGUCGAGGCAUAAGCAGUGGUAUCUCUAAACCACCACACUCGUCCAAAUCAGUAUGCCACAGGUGUGGAAUGGAUAACCAUUGGGCAAAGAAUUGUAGGACUCCCAGACAUCUUUGUGACCUCUAUCAAGAGAGCCAGAAAGGGAAGAAUCAAGAAGCCCAUUUGGUCCACCAUGAUGGGGAAAACGAUUUUGAUCAUGACCAGGAUGACCUUAUGGAUUAUGAGACUUCAGAUUGCCUAAGAGAAUGA